AUGGAGCAGUUGGAUGACCGCUACUUCCAAGAUCUCAAAGGACAAUACGAGUUCAUCCUUCACUUUACCGUAAGAUCGCUAGGCAGCAAGACACCAAUUUGCCAAGCGCACCCAGUUCACCAAUUGCAUAGGAGGUCGGUGAACUGCGAGGUCAUGCUUGCGCCUGGGACAUAUGAAGUUAUACCCGAGAUUAUAGCUGAGCGUGAUGAGCAGUCUAUGCCUGUGGAGAAAGUGGUGCGUAUGGCUGCACGUACAAAUCCUGAGAAACUCAGACAAGUUGGAAAGCAAUACGAUCUUGCUCAUGCCAAGGCGGGAGCUGUAAAAGUUAAGAAACCCUCUAAUGGAGCGGAAAGCCUAAUGGACGGGAUGUCGGCAUUUUCAGAAGCCAAAGCUAGAUCGGUACUGGAUGCUUCUGGGACAAGACCUGGGACUGACACUGAGUCUGAGACUGACUCGGAUUCUGAGUUGGAAUGCAGCACCAGGUCUUCUAAAGAGCAGCCGUGGAAUGCGGUUUGCAUUAUUGGCCUACGCGUCUUGGCACAGAAUGCGGGUACUAGCAUUACCAUUAGUGGUGAGCCAUGA
This is a messenger RNA of Fusarium oxysporum Fo47, 582 nucleotides long. RefSeq lists its product as uncharacterized. The record is from RefSeq and is a predicted model, not a curated record. NCBI's taxonomy places the organism in Eukaryota, Fungi, Ascomycota, Sordariomycetes, Hypocreales, Nectriaceae. The coding region runs from base 1 to 582 and encodes 193 amino acids. The transcript has a single exon.